Molecule: messenger RNA, 3540 nt
Organism: Prorocentrum cordatum
Lineage: Eukaryota; Dinophyceae; Prorocentrales; Prorocentraceae
Source: the annotation of a GenBank genome assembly
AUGGCGCUGGCCCUCCCAGGGGGCGGGCAGUUGAGGCACCAGCGAGAUAUACGCCUCAGGGUCGACCACGGCCCUCCGCGCAGGUACUGGCUUGUCUGGGAUCAUAUGCAGCAGGCGCGCGAGAUCUGGAACCCUUCUGCAGGGGAGGCGUGGGCCGUGGAGUACGACGAGAAAGGGUACGCGCACCUCGACUCGAAGUCGGAGGGGCGCUGGGCGUCGCAUUGGUUCUCGCGCGACGCCUACGUGGCGCCGAACGGCGCUGAGUUCGUCGUGGACAAGGAGUCGCAACAGAAGCAGUGGCGCGACAGGUUCAUUAACAGCCACGACGUCUUCGCGUGGACAGACCCGGUGUUCGGCCAGCGCGCCAUGCGACUCGCUUAUUUCCCGCAGUGCUACGCAGGGAGAAAGCUGUGCGUCUGCCUCAGGGAUUUCUACGCUAUCGUGGAAUUGGGUCCGCUGUCGCAGUUGUCGAGCUGGACGUCUGCUCGCUGGGCGAAGUGGUCGACUCGCCUGGCCAAGUACGGCUUCGCAGACUGGCCCGUGCUGCGGAAGUGCGUGCCGAUAGGAGGUGGGGAGGAUUACUUUGGAACCGCCGGGUCCGAGGCGAACGGCGAUGUGCUGGCCUUUGGAAACGGCGUCUCCGUUAUGGGCUGCGUCGCUUUAUUGGCGACGUGGACGCAGAGCAACCACAAUGCGGGCGGUGGCCCGUGCUUGCGCGUCAGGGAGGCCUCCGCCAAGAUGUUCAACCACCUCAUCCGCUUGUUGCCCGACCAGUUCGACAUUCGCAUCAACCGCGCCGCCGAUGCGGAUCUCAUCGGCGGCGUCAACGUCGGCGCGCUCAUUGGGGCUAUCCGUGUUCAGAACGGCAAGGUUGACUUCGAGAGCCUGCGGACCGUCUGGGGCCAGAUACCGACCCGUGACAAGCCCGGGAAGCAAACUAAGCAGAACGAUGUUUUCUUCAAGUUGCUGUCUGGUUCUGACGACCCCCGUCUGUCCGACUUGGUAUCCGUCGUGUUAUUAUGGGGCGCUCCCGUUCUCUGGUUUGGGAAGCAGCUGAUCUGGCACAUAGGCGUCGAGGUUGACAACUUCCUGGUCGGGCGAAUCGAGGCCGCGGGCGUGGGAAGCGCGUCCGCGGGCACCCCGGGUUCGAGCAUCACCGUCGUGGAGGAGCUCUGCGAUUCUCACAGAUCGAGGACGCGAUUUCUCUUGAAGUACUUUUUCGCCAUGAGGGAGACGUUCGAAUGCGAUCUGCACGUCCACUGCGCCGUAGACGUCGUCGAAGUGCUUAAGAGGCAUUACUUCUUCUGCGCCGUCGUGGGGAACAAGAACGCGGCGUCGUGGGCGCCGCCCCAGGAGCAGCGAACGUAUGACAGUUACAUCGGAGUGCAGUUGAGGGACGCUGACUCUGUCAAGAAAGAGGAGUUAUUCCAGACGUGGAGAUCUAGGGCGAGGGCUUUCUUAAAGCGAGGGCCGCCCGAGGACGAGGAACCCCGCCCAGCCAAGAAACCUCACCGAGCCAAGGCCUUUCGGUGGUUGUCUUGCUUGGACAACGCCUUGAUGGUGACGACCGGGCAGGGCCUGGACAAGUUUGUGGUGACCACUGAUAUGGAGGCCACCGUGUCGGCGUACGACUGGCCGGACGUCACAGUGGCUGCUGAUCAGGGGUCCGAUGGCUUGGCUGCUGCAAACGCCUGCCAAUUCGGCCCCCUCCGAGUGUGUUUGGAGAUCUUGGACGACGACGACCAUGGUGACCACAACGACAUGGACGAUACGAUCGUCAAGUGUGGAUUGUACCCCCACCAGAAACUUAUGGAGCUGGCCCGCAAUGCCCAUCAAGGACCAUGGGGCGAGGGUCGCAGACACAUCGAGAUCGCAGAUGCUGUUGGUGAGUGGCUGGAAGUCACGGACCCCCAGAGAUGCGAGUAUUUCCUUGGCAAGCUGCCUGAACUACUCAUGGAUCUCGACAUGGAGGAGCGCAUCACCGAGGAGGGCAUCGCUGGGAAAGUUCUCAAGCUUGUCAAAGAACACCCCACUUUUACCAACAGGUAUGCGUCUGCUAGUUCGAGCAGGUUCAUGGACGCCGUGACGCGUGUCAUUGAAGGAGACGCGGUUUUCGCAUUGCGAGGGCUUGGGUUUUCGAUUAUCAAUGCUAUGCGCGGCAAUGUGGACCCCAAGAAGUUCCUACUAUUGGAGCAGACGUCUGCCUCAAUCACGGCCCCUGUCGGCGCGGCGCCACUGCCGCCAACGAAACAAGCCAGCAACCAGGUUUCUGAGAUGAGGAAAGCGACGAAGGAUGCCUCCGAGAUCGCGAUGCUCAUGUACGAGAGCCCUGACAACAGGUUUAAGCAGCGCAUCAUCGCAAGCAUCGGCGAACGCUACAAGAAAGCAUUUGGAUCUCGCUCCAGGAGGUGCAGAAGUGUCGAGGGCGUGGUGAAAUGGCAAUUGGAAGCUCUGCGAGGCACAUUUUUCAAUCCUAUAUGUGACACCUUCGACAUUUUUAACCAGCCGUGGGACUUGGAAUACAUUGGGUUGUCCAUCACAUUCCGUAACGCCCCUGCCCUGGACCUGGACCACCCCAUGGUUGUGUGGGAGCAAGAGCAAGCCAACUUGGCCGCGAAGUUCGCCUUGACCAUGGCCGGCAACAAGAUCAGAAGAACAUUGCAUCUUCUCCGUGGCCCUCUUCGUCAAUCCGUCCUACUGCUCGAUCCUGAGCGCGCCCGGGGCUUCCUUGAUCAGGUCAGGAGGGACUUGGAGAACUUCAGGAAGUUGGACGGUGUGAAGGACGCGUUUAUCAAGAAGGUCGUUCGCCGUUCCACCUUCAGCGGUCUCCUGGGUAAGCAGCUCUCGAAGGUCUGCGAGGAGGCAGGCUUCGAACCCACCCCUCGUCUGCUCGAUUGGGCCAAGCGAGAGCAUUACCGCAUCGUCGGCAGCAGAGUGUGCGAGGGCGCUGGGAACCGAGCCCGCCGCGCACAGGAAAAAGCCAAGACCGACGAGUUCGGCGCUUCCAAGGUCUGGGAGACGCUCAUCCGCAAGGAGGUGUUGAGCAAGGUCCACAAGUUCCAGGACCUCUGCACGCGUGGACAGAGGACACCACGGAACCCAAAGCUCCCCAAGAAGAUGUAUAAGCCUGCGCCGAGGAGCGCCGACAAGAGAUUCAAGCUGUCCCAGAUCAUCUCAUUCUACAGCACUCCGCCGUGGAAUUCCCCUGGCGCUGCUAAUUCCAAUCAGUGCGUCGCCGAUUUGUACCUCACCGAGUGGGCCAUUGCCAACGACAAGCUGGGGGACAUGAGGCAUUGCUGGAUGCGCGCGAUCGCCGGUAAGGGCCUCUUGCUUCUCCGGCAGGGCGGCGCUGCCAACCCAUGGUUCGCGUCCUGGGCAAUGCGAGCGACGUCGUCUUGCUCGUCCACCCAGUCGUCGAGGAUGCUGCCCGCGGCGUCUACAAGCUGGCGGUCGACGACGACGCGAAGAAGGCGCGCGCCAUGGUCAUCUGCAACCCCGCCGACGCGGAGGCGAUCCCCGUCGCCGUCGACCCUCCGGUGA